Dicrocoelium dendriticum is the source of this 1322-nucleotide messenger RNA. Lineage: Eukaryota; Metazoa; Platyhelminthes; Trematoda; Plagiorchiida; Dicrocoeliidae. The record is from the annotation of a GenBank genome assembly.
CACCAUUCGAGGUCUCAGCUUCAGUUCAGGAUUGAUGGAAGUCAGGUAGCAGGAGCUGGAAGAAAGCAUACUCAUUGUUUCAAAUCAUUAGGAAAAGGGUGGCUUUUACCAGAAUGCGUCUAAAAUCUGAAGGUCACUAGGUGAUCAGGCAGUUUAAAUUUGUUCGAUGAGCUUGAUUAAGACUUGUACGCAGUGCAAGCUUGUCGUGUAUCCCCUAGAGCAGCUUAAGUGUCUCGAUCAGAUUUGGCAUCGGAAAUGCUUCCGUUGCCAAACGUGUGGGAUGACUCUCACCAUGGGAAACUACCGAGGAUACGACAAGAAACCGUAUUGCUCCGCACAUUAUCCUCAACCCAAGCGGUUCACCGUUGUACCUGAUACUCCCGAACUACAGCGGGUUGCGCAAAAUACUCGUGUUCUUAGCACCGUGUCUAACAGCCGGCGUCUCUACCAGUCUUCAGUACUGAAUCAACGAAAUUCACCUCCUUUAUCCGAUGGACACUUUAAGACGCAUUCCGCGACGUUCAGCAAUGGUCAUGGCAGCAGCACCAAACAUGUCGAUCGCUGGUCCAGCUCCGAUUUCUCCCCGAUCAGAGAACAACUAGAUGGAACGGGUCAUUCACACUCCUCUUGCAAUUCACGUGACAACACUGAUCGCAUUGUGCAUCGCACCGACGUGCGCUAUUCACUAGUUGACGAAAGUCCAACUGGAUCGUCAUUGACCCCCUCCGAAUCGAUAGCUUCAUCCAAGUCACAACUCGGAUCCUAUCCUUCCGGACAAAAUUACCGCUUUUCAUCUGAAUCUGGAGUGGUCACAACCGCUACAUGCCCAACGAUGAAGGCCGAUCCUGUUAUGCAGACAUAUCGUGCAAUGUAUGAUUAUGAGGCCAGGGAAGAUGACGAAGUCACGUUCAUUGAAGGGGAUAUCAUCCUUGAUGGAGAUCCUAUCACUGACGGAUGGAUGUAUGGAACAGUGCAACGAACAGGACAGUUCGGAAUGCUACCGUCCAAUUAUGUGGAACCGAUCUAACUUGCCUAGGUUCACUUUAGUCGCCGCUCCACCUUUGGUGUGUAAGCAAGCAUACUGGCGGCAGUUUGCUCAGGUUUUCCGCGGGAGGUUCAACGAAUGGAUUGUCUAUUCUGCUCCGCACUUGCUUUCAUUUUCUAUCCUGUCAUCACCUAGCUUUUUUACCCCGUGGCGUUUUUUAACUACCAAUAUUCUCAACACAGUCAUAUCACGAAAGCGUAUUUAGAUGGUGCGUGUCUGUUUUUCGACUGCUGACAAAUACAUUCAAUGCGACGAUUUAUCUAUCAACCAAGAUCAA